Suillus plorans is the source of this 2142-nucleotide messenger RNA. RefSeq lists its product as uncharacterized. NCBI's taxonomy places the organism in Eukaryota, Fungi, Basidiomycota, Agaricomycetes, Boletales, Suillaceae. Gene Ontology annotation, biological process: protein phosphorylation. The record is from RefSeq and is a predicted model, not a curated record. Bases 1 to 2142 code for a protein of 713 amino acids. Gene Ontology annotation, molecular function: ATP binding; protein kinase activity. The transcript is spliced from 3 exons.
AUGGAUAAGCUCUUGGAGCAAGAACUCGUCGGUCAAGUUCUGUGGGAAGAAAAGUUUCUCCCCCAAGAUGCCAAGUCUAUUAUGGAUGCCCUCAUCCUAGACACCAAUUUCACACCAACAUCUCUCAGCAAGAUUCACUAUUCAGUAUCCGGGCCAGGAGAGAAGAAGGUUCAGGGAGCGCCUGUCUUUCAUCCUGCUAGUUGUGGCGCGGGCGGGGUGUGGCAACUCGAUAAGAGAAAUGUCUGGCCGAGGCUGCUGGUAAACAGCAGGCAGACACAGAGGGGACAGAAGACACAACCGCGCGCACAGAUGAGCAAGGUGGCAGUGGCGACCAAUACAGAAGUGGAUUCAGAUUCCUCUUUCACAUCGCCCGAAACCGACAAGAGCUUCGGUGCCAAAGGAUAUGACGACAAGAGCCCCAACAAAAAGUGUCAGAGGGCAUCGGCAACGUUGGAGGGCAAGUGGACUUUGCUCUUCAAUGCUGUACAAGCUGCCAUGCACGCAAUGUACGCGAAGAUCUUCCCGAACCCCUCGGCUGCAUUCCCCUUUUGUCCCAUGGACAUUACCAGCGGCCUGCCGAAGCGUAUCUGGUCCUCCCAAUUCUCUAACUCUGCCGUCCCGGACGACACAAACGCACAGAAGCCAGACAUUAUUCUGGUGGAUUGCAAUCUGCGUAGCCUCCCAUUGCGAUGGUGCAACAUUAUCACAUGUUUCGAGCUCACUGAAAGCUCACUGUCCUUGACCUCGAAAUUGUAUUGGGGUAGCGCCACUAAAGGGUAUCUGAUAAUGCGAGAGCAACCCUGGCGCCGGUUCGUCUUGAUUUUCAGCAUCGCCCAUAACGAGCUUUGUCUUCACUACUUUGAUCGCUCAGGUCUCAUAAUUUCACACCCCACCUCCAUCGUUGCAAAACCUGUGCGUCUUCUUGAGGUUUUGAACACCUUGACGCUCGCGCACACCAACACCCUCGGGUACGAUCCCACAAUGCACAUGUGCGACCCUACCUGCAAGGGCACACAUCUCGAUCUGAGGGAGAACGCGAUUGGUUGGAUAGAGGGUCCUGAUGAAGCACGUCUAUCAAUCAUAAAUGUGCUUUGGCAAAGCCAAGGUUUUUUUUCUCGCGGGACCAUUUGCUAUCGCGUUCAGACCUUGUCUGGGGUGGAGUACGCACUCAAAGACUGUUGGGUCGCCGAGGACAAGAGAUACCAUGAGGUUACCGUUCUCCGGAUGGUUGAAGGCAUCCCGAAUGUAGUUAGGCUCGUGGCCGAUUGGGAUGUCCUCUAUGAUGGGGAGCCGGACUGCACGCAUCGUAUUCGAGCCUCCCAUGGUAUGCAUACCUCGGGGUUCAUUUGCAGAUUUUACCGGCGCCUUCUUUUGACCCCCUGCGGAGAGCCGCUUUUAUCCUACUCCUCCAAGUCCGAGCUGUUGAGAUCCUUCUAUGACUUUGCAAGGGCUCAUGAUUUAAUGCUCGGAAGGCAUAUCCUCCAUGGAGACUUAAGCCCGAAUAAUUUCAUCAUCCAUGAUGGACAAGGGUAUUAUAUCGACUUUGAUCAUGCUGGGAUCAUUACUCAAGGCUCCAAGCAUAUUCGUUCACAGGGCACGGGCACUAAACCCUAUAUGUUGAUCCGUCUUCUGCGGGGGGAUGUUGAUAACCAAAAGAAGGAGGUGAUGAUUGAACACACAGCAAGCGAUGAUAUGGAGUCACUGUUUUAUAUCUUCGUCGAAUUUGCAACCACCUUCGACGGGCCACGCGGUGUAACGAGAGAUCAGAACAGGCGGCCCUUGUGGGUUGAGCACUAUGAAGUCAUGGGCUCCGCUUCCUGGGUAUCCAAGCAGGGAUAUGUGCUCUCACCGCUUGUCGACAGGUCGUUGAUGACAAAAACAACACCAUUCUUUGGAGCAUUCAGUCAAAUCAUACAGGAAUGGCGUCAUUUAAUCCUAGCAGCAGCAAGCGAGACGAACGACUCCUCCCCCGGUGUGACUCAUGCGGCGCUCCUGGGAAAGUGGAUCACCCAGCUCCCCCCAGAUUUUCCCGAAGAAAUUCCUGUGCCCAUGGCAUCAUCGUCGAGAUUGGCACAUCCUCCACCCGACACCCAAUCAUCCGCGGGCCCUCGUCGUUCUGCAUGCAUCCAACAGAGAUCAUGA